AUGGCGUGGAAGGAAGUUCAAUUAAAAUUGUUUUCAUCUCUUCCCAACCUUCCUCCUCCAGUGUUUGAUUAUGUAAAAUACUGUCAGCAUUUAUCAGACACGGUAAUAGAUUCAAUUAUUGAUGGACUGCAGUAUGGAAUUAGCGAAUUUGUAAUAAUCAAAGCAAGCAGGACUGUGUCCAAGAUGGAGUUAUGGAAGUUUUUUAUAAACAAAUGCCUAGCCAUCAAGUUUUUGGAACUUCCAAAUAUUUCAAUUAGCAAGCAUCCGGGAGCCACGAGAUGUUUUGAGCAUCUGACAGAGCUUGAAUGCUGGACUUUUAGGUCGCCAAACCUAUUUAGAGAACUAGCAUUUAUCUGUCACGAUAUUCAAUUUCUAUGUAUAUCAUGUGAUGAGGAUAAUGUGGGAUUGGCAGAGCUCAUCGCUUCGCAACAUAAAUUAGUUGAGGUGACCUGUAUAUCCAUGAACGGUGGUAUAUGUGAAAGAAUUGGGCAGGCUUUAACAACGCAAUCUACUUUAGACACUUUAAACAUAGAAAACAGCCUUUGUUUCAUGCCAGCUGUGUUCAAUUCCUUUUUCAGACUUUCGGAAUUGAAUAUUACUCUUGACGGUGACACUUAUUAUGAUUUGAAUCCUUUGAGAUCAGUUUCUUUACCGAACUUGCAGUAUCUAUACAUUAUGUGUAAUGACAAUUAUCCACCACUAGAUAUUUAUGCAGGGUUGAUCGAAAGAACUCGAGGAAAAUUAAAAAAAGUUGAAAUUAGAUCUUCCCAUUAUCUUCAAAAAACAGAAUACUUCUCAUUGUUAAUCCGAGCAAUUUCAAGUUCUUGUCCAGACAUCAAGGUCGUUUGCAUUUUUUACACAGAAGCGGAAAUCAAAGAAUUAAGAGACCUAAUUGGAGCUUGUAAUAGUCUAGAAGAAAUUACAAUUAAUGGAAGAAAAAUUAGAAAUGAGCAUGGUGCUCCUCUUGUCAAACCUGUAUUCGAUAUAUUGUUAGCUGGAUCACGAAACUUGCGGGAAGUAACGUUGCUUGGUGAAUGGAAAAGUUCGCAAGAGGAGAUAAAUAAUUUUUUCGAAUCUUGGAGAAAACUUGAAACUAUGUAUUGA
Messenger RNA from Acaulospora colombiana, 1104 nucleotides. The record is from the annotation of a GenBank genome assembly. Lineage: Eukaryota; Fungi; Glomeromycota; Glomeromycetes; Diversisporales; Acaulosporaceae.